UUGAUGUCUUUCUAGAUAAGUUGUUGAUUAGGCUAGAAGACAAAAGCUCUGCCAUAAUGUACAUUCAAAAUGUGAGUCUCCCGGCCUCACUUGGGACCACCAAAGGUGUGUCAAUGGCUGCCAUGAAUCACAAUCUUCAGUCCCUUAACGGUGGCUCGGUGAUCAAUGGCAUCAAUUCACCUAGUGUGUAUAUUGGGUUUGAACAUUCGACGUUUAACUGCCAUAUAGAAGACCUCUCAUUCUGCGCCAUUAAUAGGCACAUUUAUGGUGAAGCCAAGGUCUGGUUCUUCAUACCACCAAGAUUUUACAAUGCUUUUCUUCAGUUCAUUACAACUCUCCCAAUCGCGUCAUUGUUCAAGAACCUGAAGUGUUUCAUGCAGCACAAGCAGCUCUGGUUGGAUUACCGCAUGGUAAUUCAAGCUGGUAUUCCUGUUUUUAUUAUUGUCCAAAAACCUGGAGAUAUCGUUUACCUACUUCCGAACACAAUUCACUGGGGCGCAAACGCAGGUUUGAAUUUAAAUGAAGCUAUGAACUUUGUGUCUAAGUCCUGGGUGCUGCCUGGAAUGCUGGCCAGCCAGAGAUGUAAAUGUCACCCAGCAAUGAAUUCCUUCUUUGACAUCAAAUCCACCCUGGUGCAGCUAGGGGCAGACCAGGAACACAUUAGUGCCUGGACAAUAGGAAAUACACAAGGCAUAUCUGUUCAUCUGCGUUCAAUAGCCCCUCUGCUUUAUCCCGACCUGUGUGCAGCAGGGUCAGAUUAUAAAGCAUCUGUUCCGGAGGCCAGUGUGGCCCCGGUUUACAAAGAAACCAUAAAAAUCAAGAAUGGUUACCAGUGUCCCUCUGGACCUUGCAGCCACACUGUAGCCUAUCGUGGUGAAGGUGCCAAAACUUCACUGUUGAACCACAUCAGAAAUGUCCACAAAAGUGAUGAAGUGAAGCUGUCUGCCUUGGUGGAGGCUGGUUUCAGAAAAAGGUCCUCAGAAUCUGGCACCCAUUUUGAGUGUCGGUACUGCAGUGAAAGACUUACUGGAGCAAAGAAGAGAAGGGAAAGCCAUGAAGAAAGCUGUGGUCAGAAGCAAGUCAAGAAAAUGAUGAAGUAGUUCUCAUUCCGUCAAUUCACAAGGAUAUAAACCUGCAUUUGAUUAUUUAUUUUGUUAUUUGAUGAUAAAACCUUUAUAACUUUGUAGUGUCGUGAUGUUUUUGAUGAAAGGCAUAAGAAGUUCUAGAUU
This is a messenger RNA of Frankliniella occidentalis (western flower thrips), 1229 nucleotides long. Its product is annotated as lysine-specific demethylase 4D-like. Lineage: Eukaryota; Metazoa; Arthropoda; Insecta; Thysanoptera; Thripidae. Gene Ontology annotation, molecular function: histone demethylase activity. The coding region runs from base 57 to 1100 and encodes 347 amino acids. Gene Ontology annotation, biological process: chromatin remodeling. The transcript has 4 exons. The record is from RefSeq and is a predicted model, not a curated record. Gene Ontology annotation, cellular component: nucleus.